Clunio marinus is the source of this 1116-nucleotide messenger RNA. NCBI's taxonomy places the organism in Eukaryota, Metazoa, Arthropoda, Insecta, Diptera, Chironomidae. The record is from the annotation of a GenBank genome assembly.
GCAGUAGAACGACAGACACGACAGAACCUUUUAAUACCUUUGAUUUCCACAAUUUAUCAAAUAACAACUUUCUAUGUUUACUGAAGAACAGCAAGGAAUUCAUAACUUCAUCAAUUCAUAUCAAAAUUUAGAAUUAUACAAUUGAAAAAAUACUUUGCCGUCAUUUACAAACUGAGCAGUUUUGUAUUCAUAGUUGUGCUCCCCUGUUCAGGACAAAGCUGAAUUCACAUUUAUUUAAUCAUAUUAAAUUUAUAAUACAAAUCGAAAUUCACAAUGCCGAAAAAUAAAGGAAAAGGAGGAAAAAAUCGUCGUCGUGGAAAGAACGAAAAUGAGUCAGAAAAACGUGAAUUGUUGUUUAAAGAAGACGAACAAGAAUAUGCACAAGUCACAAAAAUGCUGGGUAAUGGACGUCUCGAGGCGAUGUGUUUUGAUGGUCAAAAGAGACUGUGUCACAUUCGAGGUAAACUUAGGAAAAAGGUUUGGAUAAAUCAGGGCGAUAUUAUACUUGUUGGAUUGCGAGACUAUCAAGAUAAGAAAGCAGACGUCAUAUUCAAGUACACACCAGAUGAAGCAAGAAAUCUGAAAACGUACGGAGAGUUCCCAGAAUCAGUACGAAUAAAUGACACAGUGACAUUCGUUGAAGGCGAUAUGGAUGAUGAGAUCGAGUUCGAUGAUUACAGCAGUUCUGAUAACGAGGUAGAUCCAGUCGACGCCAUCUGAUCUUCAAAAUAUCAACAACAGUCAACAAUUUAACAGAAUAAAAUUCAAUCACGAUUUUGUUGAACUUCAUCUCCUUCCAACCAGUUCUUAUUAUUGUUUUUUUCUAUUAUUCUUCCUAGCUCCAAGAUAUCCAAUCAACAAAUCAUUGAACAAUUUCUCUUCCUUUACACUCUUUAUUAUUGUUUAUUUACUUCCCCAAAUGUUAACUUCUCAUGUUCCUAGCGGAAUUUGUAAUUUAGAUUGUUUAAAUAUUUCUUUUUUUUCUCCAAUACUUCUCAUUGAAAUGUUCGAAAAAUAAAACAUCUUAUUGUUGUAAACCGUAUUGGAAAGUGAUUUGAGAAUGAAUAAAAUCUUGAUGUGUUAUGAAUUCAAUCUUGAAUCCAAGCAGGAAAGAUG